AUUUUGCAAGCAUUUGGCUUCAGGCUGAAGGGGUGCUAGUUGCCAGAGCACCACCCGAACCCUCGGCCGUUCGAAAAGGCCAUGAUUCGAUUCAGUGAUGUCGUCUGUGGUGGGGAGAAAGGUCAAUUCCGUGCCAAUUCCGAGAGCGUUGGCUGGCAAGGGGCUUCCGGAGCCACGAAGGUGCAACCUGCCGCCCACAUUCGACGGGCCGAGUGGUUCGAGGGCAGCCUCCGACUCCUUUGUGAAGACAAUGGGGCAACGGAGGUGCUCGCCCUUGAAGGUUUCAGAGAUGCGGACUUUGACCCACUCUGGAAGUAUUUGGAGCAGACCUGUGGCGUUUACCUCAAGAAGCACAAGCCAAAAGCUGCUUUAGAAGAGGCGGACUUUGACUCUGCGAUGCAAGGCAUCGAAGAUGCUGCAGACCGAGUGGAUGAAACCGUAUCUGGUUCCGUCCAGAAAAAGGCGAAAGAAGCCGACCUAAUGAAGAAAGUCGAAUGUGUUCGUGAUGGUCUAGAUCAAGCAGUGAGUGGGGACAAGCAAGCCUUAAGCCGGGUUUUCGCAGCAGGGGGCUGUGAACGCAUUGGCCGAUUGCGGCUUGUAGUGGACACAGUUCAGCUUGAGGUUUACCACACAGACCCUCGCUGGCAGCAUUUGCUGAGCAAGUGUGCUACAAUUGAGGCAGUCUUGAAGGAGCUCGGCACCUUCCGUCAAUGGAAGCCCGCGGAGGGUCACUCCGAGAGUUUGCUUCGACGUGCCAUGGUCAGGGAGCUACGACACCGUCAGGGUGAAGAUGAUGAAGUUCCGCCGGUGGCGGAAACGAUUCCUUCCAGUGGCCACGCCGACCGUGGCUAUGUUGCAGAGGCGCGUGUUGACGUGCCACUUCCGAGUCCCGUGCCCAUGCCCGCAGCCGAAGAACCACUCCCUGAAGGUGAGGUGGAGCGGGUGGACUCGGAGGAAGAUGUGGCAAAUGUCUUCCAUGAAGAGGCUGAGCCAAAGCAAGUUCCAUUCAAAGAUGAAGAGGUCAGCGACCCCAACAGUGUUCGCGCUGAUGCUUUAGAUCAGAGUGGAGGGAGACCCUUGAGGUACACCCAUCCCAAUAGUAUUUUGGAGGGCUGGGUAUGGAAGAGAAGCCGCAUUUUGAAGCGUUGGCGACGGAGAUGGGUGGUGCUGUGCCCUGGAGAGCUUAUGUCCUUCAAGAAUCGUGGCCUUCGAGAGCCUACAGAGGUUGUACCUGCUGGGACAGUCUUGCGGGUCUACAGUGCCGAUGGUGAGGUGCAGCAAGCGCGAUGCUUCUGUGUGGUUGUGCGAGAAAGGAACUACUACAUGGUAUGUGAUGAUGAAAGCCAAAAGAGGGCUUGGAUACAGGAGAUUGAGAAGACACUGUACAAAAGGUAGCUUCAGCAACUCAGUCUCACCCAACAUGAUCCAAUGGAGGCUUUUGGGCUUGCCAACGCUCUGAAAAUGUAGAUCAUCCCCAAGAGACAGUGGAUGGACACCUGCCU
Messenger RNA from Durusdinium trenchii, 1502 nucleotides. The record is from the annotation of a GenBank genome assembly. NCBI's taxonomy places the organism in Eukaryota, Dinophyceae, Suessiales, Symbiodiniaceae.